AUUCAUUCAUUCCACAGUCACGCGCUGAACCGCCGAUACGUAGUACAUUUUGACGUUUCUCGGUAUAACUUGAAUCAUCGGUUGUUGAGUCAGUGCAGUGUAGCAGGAAAGUGAUGGUAGGCUGGGUGCCCGUGUGACCCAUUGGUGUUAUGCACGCCAUGAGCGACCCUUCGGCCCUGGCUGGCAUGUUACCCUUUGACUCUAUUGGACUGUACGAACAGCCUAAACCCAGAUUUAUCUUCAAGAUGCCGCGAGUGGUUCCCGAUCAGAAGGCGAAAUUCGAAUCCGAUGAUCUCUUUAAAAGGCUGAGCAGAGAGAGCGAGGUACGAUACACGGGCUACCGCGACAGGCCGCCAGAAGAGCGCCAAAUGCGGUUCACCAGCGGGUGCCGCGAGGGCCACACCGAGAUCGCCUUCACCGCCACCGGCACCAACCUGCAGCUGGUCUUCGACCACUCGCCCUACAACAACCGAGGCUGCGACUUCCAGAAGGAGAACGGCAAGGCCCACAUAGUCUCCAAGUUCAUAAUGAAUGGCGUGUGCGUAAGAUGGCGAGGUUGGAUUGACUUAGAGCGGCUGGACGGGGUCGGAUGCCUAGAGUUGGACGAAGAGCGUGCGGCUAUUGAGGAUGCAGCGCUACGCGACCAGAUCGAGCGGUACAACCAGCGGCUGCGGGACUUCGAGGAUAAACAGCGCGUAUACCGCGAGCACGGUGACGACUUGCGCGCGCACUCGCACGCGCACGCGCAGCGAUGCCAUCAGGCGCGCGCGCCGCCGCACGCAGCGCACGUCGCGCACCCCCACCCGCACCCGUCGCACCCUAUCCACAUGAAGUCCCAGGGAGCUCUCAUCUCGUAAACCAAUAAGCCGAGGAUAUAUCCUACAAUUUUGGUGUAGUUUGUAAUGUUCCUCAAAGAAUGAAGUUGGACAUAUACGCGUAGCGAAUGCUAUCAAGAUCACCUAAUUGCGUCCUCUAAAAUAAUUAUUAUUGUAAUUGUGAUGAAACUAUAACAUUCGAUUUUUUACAAAACAGUAAUCUUCUAGUAGGAAUAUUCUCGUCUUUAUAAACGUAGCACCAAAAGUCUGACUGUGAGUCAUGUAAUAAGAGUAUUACCAUAAGUAUUGAAGAAUUAACAAAUGCCAUCGUAUUAUAAGAUAUUACGAUAACACCCCACUCGACUACUCAAAUUGAAUUAGAUUACUUACUAAUAGCGAUCUACGUAUUCGUUUCAGUCACCAAUGCAGAUCCAUUUGCUGUGUUGAUCUAUUGAUAAGGAAUUUAGUUUAAUUUUCGGAAGGAAAUAUAAUAUCGUAUCGAGUACUAUAAAGGACGUAAACGAUGGUAAUAAAGACAAAUAUGUACCUUACAGGUACAUGUCCCACUCCAAAUAAUAGCGAGGAUAUGUAUAGAAGAAAUGAAUUAUGACAUUUCGCAAAAUCUGCAAUGUUAGAUUAUAAUUUAAUUAACACGAUUCUUAUUAAAUGAUAAAAUAACAUAUACCUAAACUACUUAUAAGAGUUCUGGUUAAAGUAAAUAUUGUGUAAAAUUGUAUAAUUUUGCUACUUAAUUAAAUCAAAGUAUCUGUUCUUGUUUACUUUGUGUUAUAUUAUGUUAUUUAUUUUUAAGGAAAUUGUAUUCAUACAAGGAAAAACAUUAAUACAAUUUUUGUGAUAGUAAUGUAAAUAAAACCUAAUGGUAUUUUAAA
Messenger RNA from Cydia pomonella (codling moth), 1705 nucleotides. RefSeq names its product protein big brother-like. Lineage: Eukaryota; Metazoa; Arthropoda; Insecta; Lepidoptera; Tortricidae. Gene Ontology annotation, biological process: regulation of transcription by RNA polymerase II. Bases 150 to 857 code for a protein of 235 amino acids. The transcript has 3 exons. The record is from RefSeq and is a predicted model, not a curated record. Gene Ontology annotation, cellular component: core-binding factor complex; nucleus. Gene Ontology annotation, molecular function: sequence-specific DNA binding; transcription coactivator activity.